AUGCUGCUCAAAGCAGUCAUGAGACUUUCUGUGACCAACAUGAAGGCAGUAGAUGUUAAAGAUGUUGCUUCCUCCAUUACAAUGAUUGCUAAUGAGAAACUAAAGGCUGAGAAAGAAGCUGCUGCUGGCAAAAAGAAGACAGGUGGGAGGAAGAAACAACUUCAACUAGAUAAGGCUGAUGACGAUCUAGUGGCUGGUCCUUAUGACGCCAUGGACGAUUUCAACUUCAUGUAG
Molecule: messenger RNA, 234 nt
Organism: Microthlaspi erraticum
Lineage: Eukaryota; Viridiplantae; Streptophyta; Magnoliopsida; Brassicales; Brassicaceae
Source: the annotation of a GenBank genome assembly